Molecule: messenger RNA, 3780 nt
Organism: Metarhizium brunneum ARSEF 3297
Lineage: Eukaryota; Fungi; Ascomycota; Sordariomycetes; Hypocreales; Clavicipitaceae
Product: Calcium-transporting ATPase 2
Biological process (GO): intracellular calcium ion homeostasis; calcium ion transmembrane transport
Cellular component (GO): intracellular membrane-bounded organelle; plasma membrane
Molecular function (GO): ATP hydrolysis activity; P-type calcium transporter activity; ATP binding
Source: RefSeq, a predicted model, not a curated record
AUGGAUUCAAUUGCUGUCAAGCCAAUCCAGCGCCGUGACAACCAUGGCCCGGGGCCGGACCAGAAUGCCAGACCUCUAGCAGAGGAGUUGCGCGAAGAGUCGCCCAUACCCUCCAACAAUUUCGCCUUCACUCCGUCCCAGCUGCACAAGUUGAUGACGUUUCGCAGCCUCGAAGCUCUCGACUACUUCGGCGGCACUCGCGGCCUGGCCGUUGGUCUACGGACUGACAUCGCUGCCGGCCUCAGCGCUGACGAGACCAACCUUGACGGAUCCGUCUCUUUCGACGAGGCCGUGGCUGCCGGCAGGGAAGCGCGUUCCCCCGUACUGCAGAGCGUCCAUCCUCCCUCGACACAUCAUGCCUACCAUGCUUUACGUCUCGGAGACGGGCCCGACCCCCAUUUUGCGGAUCGAAAACGAAUAUUCGGAGCCAAUCGACUUCCGCGCCGGAAACAAAAAUCCUUUUUUAAACUCAUGUGGAUUGCCUUCAAUGACAAGCUGCUCAUACUCCUCACAAUAUCGGCCACUAUAUCUUUGGCUAUUGGCAUCUAUCAGUCCGUAAGCGCCGAGGAGGGAAUGUCCAACAUUGAGUGGGUUGAUGGCGUCACUGUUGUCAUUGCCAUUGUUAUUAUCGUUCUUGCAAGUGCCGCCAAUGACUGGCAGAAGAAUCACAAGUUCGAAAAGUUGAACGAACGCAAAAAACAUCGAGAAGUAACCGUCUUCAGAUCCGGGAGAGCGCAACUCAUAUCUAUACAGGAAGUCAAUGUCGGAGAUGUGAUGCAUAUUGAAGCGGGCGAAGUCGUUGCUGUUGAUGGCGUUCUUCUACAGGCCUCGGGUCUCCAUAUAAACGAGUCCUCCAUCUCUGGCGAAUCUGGCAUGGUACACAAGACUGUCCCUGGCGACCACGAUGCCUCCCAUGCCGUACUUGCCGAUCCCUUCAUACUGAGCGGAACUACCGUCACCCGGGGCGUAGGACGUUACCUAGUCACCUCCGUUGGCUCCAACUCUACUUAUGGCCGUACUCUCAUGUCCCUGCGUGAAGAUGUGGAGGAGACGCCAUUGCAAGCCAAACUGGGGCGACUAGGCAAGCAACUCAUAGUGUUUGGAGCCGUUGUUGGCGCCAUCUUCUUCGUCAUUUUGUUCAUCCGGUACUUGGUUCGACUGAAAUGGAUGGCAAGCAAAGGCCCGUCCAACAAGGCAGAGGAAUUUUUCCAUAUUCUCAUUUUGUCUAUAACUGUCGUCAUAAUAACAGUACCCGAGGGCUUGGCAUUGAAUGUCACCGUCGCACUUGCGUUUGCUACCACACGCAUGCUUCGUGACAACAAUUUGGUUCGACUCAUUCGUUCGUGCGAAGUAAUGGGCAAUGCUACCUGUGUCUGUUCCGAUAAGACCGGCACUCUUACGCAGAAUAAAAUGACAGUUGUUGCUGGUCGCAUUGGUCUUGACGGCACUUUCAAUGACAUGGACUCUCCAGUUGUGGGAGCUGGGCAGCCUCAGCCGGGAUCUGCUGUAAUCGGGAAUGAAGGAUCGACGAAGCUCGUUUCUGCCAUGUCAUAUGAAGUCAAGGACCUUAUCAAAGACAGCAUUGCGCUGAAUUCCACUGCGUUCGAAGGCGAUGACUCCAAAGUCUCCGACUAUUUCGGUUCCAGCACCGAAACUGCACUACUCAAAUUUAGCCGGGACCGCCUGGGAUUGGGGCUUUUGACAACGGAGAGGGCCAACAAUCCGGUUCUAACCAUGCUGCCAUUCGAGUCCUCCCGAAAGUGGAUGGCAGUGCUCAUCCGGCUUCCCAAUGGAAGGUAUAGAUUACUAGUCAAGGGUGCCGCUGAAAUCGUGUUUGAGUAUUGCGCUUAUGUUUUGGAGGACCAUACAUAUCAACUCACAACUGUCCGCCUAUCCGAAGAUGAUAGAACUGGGUUCCGGGCAACAAUUCAAGACUAUGCAAGUAGCAUGUUGCGCCCAGUAGCUAUCGCGUACAAAGAUUUUGAUGAAUCGGAAGUUUUCGAAAGCCCCGAUGAUGAUCCUGCUACCAUUAACCUUGAAUGGCUUGCUUCAGGACUGAUAUUUAUUGGGUUUUUUGGCAUCCGUGAUCCUCUGCGUGAAGAGGUUAUCGCUUCGGUCAAGAAAUGCCAAGACGCCGGAGUGUUUGUCCGCAUGGUUACUGGCGAUAACUUUCUAACGGCUAAGGCUGUUGCUGCCGAAUGCGGCAUCUAUUCAGGCGGCGGGGUUGCGAUGGAUGGACCAACUUUCCGAAAGCUUUCCGAAUCCCAGCUGGAUGAGGUGAUUCCACGUCUUCAAGUUUUGGCAAGAUCGAGUCCAGAAGACAAGCUUCUCCUUGUAACCCGUCUGCGAGCAAUGAAGGAGACUGUUGCUGUGACAGGGGAUGGCACCAAUGAUGCCCUUGCUCUUAAAGCCGCAGAUGUUGGUUUUGCAAUGGGAAUUCAGGGCACCGAGGUUGCCAAGGAGGCGGCGUCUAUUAUUCUUCUUGAUGAUAACUUUGCUUCCAUUGUGAAAUCUUUGAGCUGGGGUCGCACAAUUAAUGAUGCCGUUAAAAAAUUUUGUCAAUUUCAAUUCACAAUUAACAUCACAGCUGGUACUCUCACCAUUAUUUCGAAGCUCGUCGGUGACUCCAUCUUCACAGUAGUUCAGUUGCUCUGGAUCAACUUGAUCAUGGACAUAUUUGCAUCCUUGGGUCUUGCUACUGAUCUUCCCUCGCCUGACUUUCUUAAACGCAAGCCAGAACCCCGCAAUGCUCCAAUUAUCACCAUCACAAUGUGGAAAAUGAUCCUAGGGCAAGCUAUCUAUCAGCUUGCCGUCAUCUUUACAGUACACUAUGCUGCCUGGGAAAUAUUUGACCCGCAUACGCAAUCGGAGAUUGAAAAGUUGCAGACUCUAGUGUUCAACAUAUACGUCUGGAUGCAGUUUUUCAAUCAACACAAUUGCCGAAGGGUGGAUAACAAGUUGGAUAUCUGGUACCAAGGAGUGCUGCGCAAUCCUUGGUUCAUUGGUGUCCAAGUUCUCACUCUGGUAGGCCAGUUUGUCAUCAUCUUCAAAGGUGGAGAGGCUUUUGACACUGUGCCUCUGACAGGAGCGCAGUGGGGAUGGAGUAUGCUUUUUGGAAUACUUACCCUUCCUCUCGGUGCGUUGAUCCGCCAGGUGCCAGACAGAUACGUUGCCUCUUUUUUCCAAAGAGUCGGUCACUUUCUUCGAUGGAUUACCAAGCCAUUCAAGGGAUGGUGCUCUUGUCUCUCUAUUUUACACAUUCGCAGCCGUGAGAAGCUGGAUCAAGAUUCUCGGGAGAUGGCCUCUUCCACCAAGGGUGGGAAGACUGGUGGUGGGAAGACUGGCGGUGAAGACAUAGCAGGCUCUAAGCGACCUAUAAGUGGAUCAACGCACAGUGAAGCGUCUGGUCACAGAGGGCACGCAUCGGGCGCGGUUGCUGAAAGCUCCAGCGAGGUUGAUGAAGAUGUAGACCUCCAAGUAUUAGUCGAGGCUGCGAGGUUGGGUCGGUCUGUUGGCAAGAAUGUCUUGGAACUCCAUCCCAAGACACUGGAAGAUGACCCAAUUAUCCGAAAAAGAAGCAAUUUCAGCCUUCCGCCGAGUCAGGACCCGGCAAUCAUGCAAUUCAUGAGUAGAGCUCAUGACGAAGAAUCUGCUCGUGUGUCUCGAAGAAGAAGACGAGCAAGAGCUGUUUGGGUUGAACCAACUCGACCCAGGCCAGUCACCACGCCACAAAAGCCCGGGUUGACAUGGGAGAGUUUUCUGCGAUCUAAGCGAAGAUGA